Nymphaea colorata (pocket water lily) is the source of this 1647-nucleotide messenger RNA. RefSeq names its product xanthotoxin 5-hydroxylase CYP82C4-like. The record is from RefSeq and is a predicted model, not a curated record. Gene Ontology annotation, biological process: defense response to other organism. The coding region runs from base 25 to 1554 and encodes 509 amino acids. Gene Ontology annotation, molecular function: monooxygenase activity; oxidoreductase activity, acting on paired donors, with incorporation or reduction of molecular oxygen; heme binding. The transcript has 2 exons. Lineage: Eukaryota; Viridiplantae; Streptophyta; Magnoliopsida; Nymphaeales; Nymphaeaceae.
ACUGAAAAUACCCUCACCACAUCUAUGGAUUCCAUCAGGCUGGUAGCAGAGGGUUUAGCAGCUCUGCUCGCUCUUUUCUUCAUCUGCAAUAUUUGGCAAAAGAAGAAAAGAGAAGCAAGAGGCCGACUACCAGAACCGGGCGGUCGUUGGCCAAUAGUCGGACACCUUGGCCUGCUGACGGGAACCACACCUCUCUAUAGAACUCUCGCUGCUCUUUCAGAGAAGCUGGGGCCUCUCUUCAGUCUCCAAUUGGGACAAAGGCGUGCCAUUGUGGUGAGCAGCAUGGACCUCGCCAAGGAGUGCUUCACUGUCAAUGACCGAGCCUUUGCCGGUCGGCCUCAGCUAGAAGGUUGGAAACGCCUUGGCUACAAUCGUGCCAUGUUCGUAUUCAGCCCAUAUGGACCUUACUUUCUUGAACUCCGCAAGAUCGUCGCCAACAAGCUGCUCUCAAGCCAGCAACUCCGACUGGUCAAACACAUCCAGGUCGACGAAGUGGGUUCCUUGGUGCAGCGAUUGUAUCGCAGUUGCAGCAACCUUGAGCCGGUUGAGAUGAACCAUCAUUUGACCUGGUUGGCUAUGAACAUCGUCCUCAGGGUGGUCGCCGGAAAACGGUACUUUGAUUUAGGCGGUGAAGGAAAAGAGUUUAGAGAAGCUCUCGGUGAAUUUAACAAUCUAGUUGGUACGUUCACCCUCUCUGACGCGAUCCCGUGGCUGGGGUGGCUAGAUCUGAGUGGCCACCUGCAGGCCAUGAAGAGGGUUCACCAGAAGAUGGAUGAAGUUGCCUCGGCUUGGCUUGCAGAGCACCGCCGGAAGGAGUCCAGUGGCGCCGGUGAGGAGAGUGACUUGAUGGACGUGCUCAUUAAAGAAUUAAAAGACGGCCACUUGUCGGAAAAUCAUCAAACUGACGCUAUAAUUAAGGCCACCGCUACGGUUUUGGUAGUAGCCGGGACAGAGAGCACGGCAGUCACACUUGAGUGGGCUCUCUCUCUCUUGCUAAAUAACCCACAUCUCUUAAAGAAAGCCCAAGAUGAGUUUGACUGCCAGGUCGGCAAAGAGCGACAAGUGGAUGAAUCAGAUCUCAGUAACUUGCCUUAUUUGCAAGCUAUAGUCAAAGAGACAAUGCGCCUACACCCAACCGGACCACUUUUGGUCCCACACGAGUCAACGGAACCAGUUCAACUUGGUGGGUUCGAGGUGCCGGUUGGCUCAAUCCUGUUUGUUAAUGUGUGGAAGAUUCAUCAUGACCCGACAUUGUGGAUCGACCCAGAAGAAUUCAAGCCAGAGAGGUUCUUGAGCAGCCGCAAUGUGAUGACCGGCUUUGGUGGUCAGGACUUUGCGUUCUUGCCAUUUGGAUCGGGAAGGAGGAUCUGCAUUGGCCGGCGGAUGGCCAUGCAAGUUCUUAACCUAACUUUGGCAUGCUUGCUGCAGAGCUUUGAAUGGUCUACACCCAUGAAUGAGCCGGUUGACAUGACCGUGGGACAUGGCCUAACCCUGCCCAAAGCAACUCCGCUUAGAGUGCUUUUGAGGCCCCGUCUCCCACCCCACCUCUAUUAGUUACUUGUUUUUAGUAUUAGUUACUUGUUUUUAGUGUAUGCUAUAACAUUACCAAUAAUAUGGCAGGUUCAUGGUUUCAUUUUUGAGAAUAAA